AUGGCAAUGAAUGGCUUACAGCCAAUGCCUUUGUUCGAACCGAAAGCUGAUCCAACGAAUUCAAGCGCUCGAUGGACACAGUGCAUUCAACGUUUUAACACAUAUUUAGUCGCUUCAAAAGUGAAGGAUACUGCGCGUAAAAGAGCACUAUCAUUGUAUCAAGCUGGACCUGAAGUUCACGAGAUAUUCAAAACAUUGCCUGACACAGGAGACGAGAAAAAUUACGAAGCUGCUGUCAACGCCCUCACUGCACAUUUUGAACCAGAAAAAAAUCGAAUCUAUCAAACAUAUAUGUUUAGGAAGCAUCUCAACAAGAUAAUGAAACCAUCGACGAAUUUCACACACGCUUGAGACGAUUAGCAAAACAUUGUGAGUUCGUGGAUGUUGAAUUCGAAAUCAAAAUGCAAAUUGUGUGCAACGGUACAUCCUCGAGACUGCGUAAGAAAGCGUUAAAAGAAAGUAAUUAUUCCCUCAAAGAUAUGUUGAUCGAUGGUCGAAAAUCAGAAACCUGCAGUGCACAAGCCAUGCAGUGGCAUGGAAGAAAAUUUAAGGAUGUACAACUUAAUUAAGUUGAGAGAAAACCUGCUCAAUCUAAGUGCUAUAACUGUGGAUUUGCUUACCCUCAUUUGGAUCAUCCUUGUCCGGCCGCAAAUUCAAGUCAUUUCUCUAGAGUGUGUCGAAAGAAAGAAUCGCGUCGUUUUUCCAAGGCACAAAUAGCACAAGAAUCUCCUCGACAACGAGAACAACCAAAAGAGCCGUUUAAAUCCUAAUCCACGAGAAACAAGCGAAGAAAUCGUAUUGACAGCCCGUCAACAAACAUCUCGAUUCAUCGACGAAGACCAGUUCUGAGGAAGAUAGCGACCCAAAGACGAGAGCAAAAAUACGAGUUAAUUCUGUUGAAAUCAAUUUCAUUGUUGACACGGGAGCGACAGUUGACGUUAUCGACACCAAAACUUAUGAUGACCUCAAAUCCAGCAUGAAAUUAUGCAAAAGUACGACCAAGAUAUUCGCUUAUGGUUCAACCAAACCACUACCUCUUAAAGGUGAAUUUCAGGCAACGCUAGAAUCGAACAAACGUUAUACUGUUUCUGUUAUUCACGUUGUCGAAAGCGGCUCUGGAAACCUACUUAGUGCGAAAACCGCUCAAGAUUUGGCAUUAAUUCAAUUAGUAAACAAGGCCACGGAACUUGAAACGCCGCCGAAACCGGAAGCCUCUAAACCGGAAGUUUCUAAACGGGAAACUCAGCCCAUACUGCCCGGAAACACGGAGAACAGGGAUAAACAGCAGCCAAUGCCUCAUGCAUCGACGCCAAAAUGCGAAGACCAAGAGAUCCAGAAGAUUAUUGAUAAGUACGCAACUGUUUUCGUUGGUGAAGGGAAAUUGAACACUCAACAAGUCUGGUUACAUAUUAAUGAGAAUAUUAAACCAGUGGUUCAACCGCAGCGUCGUAUACCAUACCAUAUACGCAAUGACGUAUCAAAGGCGUUGCAGAAAUUGGUUGUGGAAGAUAUGAUCGAAAACGUCUGUGACCAACCUACACCGUGGAUUUCGCCAAUUGUGUGUACCACAAAGAAGGACGGUGGAACACGAACCUGUGUUGACAUGAGAGCAGCCAACCAAGCGAUUAAGCAAGAAAGGCACAUUAGGCCAACGCUUUAA
Paramuricea clavata is the source of this 1660-nucleotide messenger RNA. The record is from the annotation of a GenBank genome assembly. Lineage: Eukaryota; Metazoa; Cnidaria; Anthozoa; Malacalcyonacea; Plexauridae.